Molecule: messenger RNA, 1368 nt
Organism: Talaromyces stipitatus ATCC 10500
Lineage: Eukaryota; Fungi; Ascomycota; Eurotiomycetes; Eurotiales; Trichocomaceae
Product: cyclophilin-type peptidyl-prolyl cis-trans isomerase, putative
Exons: 4
Coding region: 1-1368 (455 amino acids)
Biological process (GO): protein peptidyl-prolyl isomerization
Cellular component (GO): nucleus
Molecular function (GO): RNA binding; peptidyl-prolyl cis-trans isomerase activity
Source: RefSeq, a predicted model, not a curated record
AUGAGUGUGUUACUCGAGACAUCCCUUGGCGACUUGGUCAUCGACCUGCUUGUUGAUGUCGCCCCCAAAGCUUGCGAGAACUUCCUAAAGCUAUGCAAAGUCAAGUACUACAAUUUUUCCCCGGUGCACAGCGUGCAGAAGAAUUUCACUUUCCAAACCGGUGACCCAAUCGGCCCCGGCUCGCCCGAUAGCGAUGGAGGAUCUUCAAUAUGGGGGUUACUAAAGGGCCGUACGCAUAAGACCUUCGCCGUUGAUAUGCCCCCCAAAUUGAAACAUACGGAACGAGGCACAGUGAGCAUGGCAACUGUGCCGUCACCAAAAGAUCCCGACGAGCGCCUGGCCGGAAGUCAAUUCAUCGUGACGUUAGGCGACAACCUCGAUUAUCUAGAUGGCAAAGCAGCAAUAUUUGGCAAGGUAGUGGAAGGGUUUGAUGUCUUGGAAAAGAUCAAUGAAGUUUUCAUCGACGACAAUGGGCGACCUUUGAAGGAUAUUCGUAUCCGACAUACGGUCGUUUUGGAUGACCCUUACGAUGAUCCACCUGGCUUAGAAGUCCCUCCCGAAAGCCCUCUUCCUUCAAAGGCUCAAUUGGCUACAGUGAGAAUCGCUGAUGAUGAAGAACUGGACGAGAAUAUAGAUGAAGAAGCUAUGGAAAAGCUUCGGCGCGAGCGUGAAGCUCGGGCGCAAGCUCUUACCCUCGAGAUGGUAGGCGAUCUUCCGUUUGCUGAGGUCAAACCGCCGGAAAAUGUGCUCUUCGUCUGCAAGCUCAAUCCCGUUACACAAGAUGAGGAUCUCCACCUUAUAUUUAGCCGAUUCGGACCCAUACUUUCGUGUGAGGUCAUUCGUGACAAAAGGACGGGAGACAGCUUGCAGUAUGCCUUUAUUGAGUUUGAAAAUCAAAAAGACUGCGAACAAGCCUACUUCAAGAUGGAAGGCGUCCUUAUUGAUGAUCACCGUAUACAUGUGGAUUUCUCUCAAAGUGUCUCCAAGCUCUCAGAUACAUGGCGGCAAGCUACCGUUCAAAAACGGCAAGGAGGAGGGUUUGGUGGCAUAUCGAGUCUGGAGCGGAAACGCCAGUACCGCACAGCUGAGGACCGUGGGCGUCCUGACCGGUACGGCAUGGUUUUCGAUAAAGACGAGAUGCGCCGUCCGCCUCCAAGUCGCGACGAGAAGCCCCUGCGGCGGUCACACAGCCGCAGUCGCAGCCCUAAGAUAAGAGGCCCUGCUCCAAGACGUUUCGAUGACCAGCAUCGAGAUGAUCGCUACAGAGACGGCCGGAACCGGGAUCGAGACCGAGACCGAGAUCGGGAUAGGAAUCGCAACCGGGACAGAUAUACUCCAGAUAGAAGAGAUUACGACAGACGACGAUAA